AUGGAUAUAUCAACACUAUCUAUAGAAAAUGAUCCUAAGUCCAAUAGGAAGGUAAUUAACAAGACAUACCGCAUAACAAAAAAGAUUGGGCAAGGUCAGUUUGGUAAAGUUUUACUAGCUGAGAAUAUAGGAAAGCAUAAUGUUCAGAAAUCAUGCACAACCGUUGCUAUAAAGACUAUAAACCGGCUUGAUAAGACGAGAUUGAUCACCAAAACGUACCUCAAUCAUACAACCAAAAUAAAGAGAGAAAUACAGAUUAUGAAAGAAUGUAACCACCCUAAUGUCGUGAAAUUAUAUCAAGUGAUAGAUGACCUUAAAUAUGACAAAAUCCUUUUGGUGUUGGAGUAUUGUCCGUUUGGAGAAAUAGAUUGGAAAAAAUACAACCAUUAUAAUGAAAAGUACAAUAAAAAAGACGGAAUCACGAUAAAUAAGAUUCUACGUGAUGUUUUGAACGGAUUAGAAUAUCUUCAUGACUAUAAAAAGAUUGUACAUAGAGAUUUAAAGCCAUCUAACUUACUAAUCAGUGCUGAUAAAACGAUUAAAAUAUCUGAUUUUGGAGUAAGUUUAAUUUUAGAGAACAAUGCCAAUGAUGAUAAGGAAUUAGGCAAAAGCAUGGGAACACCAGCAUUUUUUGCUCCUGAGUUAUGCCAGUUUGUCAAUAAUAGGUUAUCAAUGAUUAACGAUAGUUUUAAAGCAAAGAAUAAGAUUGAUUCAAGAAUUGACUUGUGGUCCCUAGGUGUAAUAUUAUAUUGCUUGAUUUUCAAUGAUCUACCGUUUAAUGGGUUUAAUGAGUUUGGAUUAUUCAAGAAUAUUGUUAACAAAGAUUUGAAGUUUCCUCGAGUCAAGAGUACAACUCAUACUACUAAAAAUGAUAUUAAGGAAUUAAGCUUAUUAAAAGAUUUGGUAGAGAAACUAUUAACGAAGGAUCCUACGAGGCGGAUCACUUUAGAAAAAGUAAAACAUCAUGGAUUUACGUUAUUUGAUAUAACACCUGAUGAACAAGACAAAUUUCAAGAUUUUAAUCGCCAAAUAAUACGACAGGAUGGAAGUUUAACAACAAAGAUAAAGAGACUUUUUGUGAGCAAACCGGAAUCACCAGUAUCGCCUAAGCUUCCGGCUGAUAAACCAGAACCAAGUGCUGAUGCUCUUGAGCCAGUGGACGAUUUGCUUGAUUCGUAUUUUGAUGAUUCAUCUUCGUUAGGGUCGUAUGAGGAAACUACUGAAAUUGAUACAACGAAUUUACUAGAGUCAUUGAAAACUAAAGAAAGUACUCCACCGAUAGAAAAUAAACCGAACAAUCUAUUGAACUUAGAAUUCUUAUCAAAAGAUAAUAAGAGUCAUAAGCGUACUAAUAAGAACACACCAUCGCCAUUACAGUUAAGCCAGCCUCUGCCUCAGCCAUACGCAUCGAGAUCUGCUUCAUCAUCAUCGAGUCACUUCCAGUCACCACUAUCUCCAAGCUCACCUAAUGCCAAUGCUGUUACUAUUGGCGUCGACUCUCCCUCAUCCAUCAAGUCCAUGUUUAGUCCCUCUAAGAGGUUUUUUGCAAGGAGUAAGAGCAAGGAACUGGCUAGUCCUAAUAAGAAAACUCAUACGAUAAGUUCGUUAUCAAACACUUCGUCACUAAAAUCAAAGAACAGUGAUAAAAAAUCCACGGUCUACAACGAUCUCAUGGAACCACCGCCUAUUUUUGGUACUACAAGUUCAUCGUCAAGUAUGAAUCAGUCCCCCUCAUCUACGUGCUCCCGUAAGAACUCCAUUUCCUCUGUGAAGUCAAGUGGCCUAAGCAGAAUUACAAGCUCUAGUUCCUCGUUGAAUUUAAAUGCAUAUUUGACCGAUGAUGUUUACUCCCUAUCGUCGAUGAAAGACCCUGCCAUCACAGAGAACUCAAAGGGAAAUAAUAAAGCUUCUAAUAAUAGCCAUCAAGGCGUAACCGAUGAUGAUCCCGAUGAAGAUGUGGAUGAGACAUUAAUCCUUCCAGAUCAUGAGCAAUCUGAUAUGAAACAUUAUUCAAGUAUGUCUGAUUUCCUAGAUAGAAUCUAA
Debaryomyces tyrocola is the source of this 2043-nucleotide messenger RNA. Lineage: Eukaryota; Fungi; Ascomycota; Pichiomycetes; Serinales; Debaryomycetaceae. The record is from the annotation of a GenBank genome assembly.